AUGGUGGAAGUUCUAAAGUGUGAAGAGAAGUCUGUGAUGACAUCUGGUUUCAUAAAAACAUUUUGGAACAAAGCAAGAAUGGAUAUCAAACUAAAAUAUACUGGGAAGUGGUACGCAGCUGCGAAGAAAGAUCCUGAGGGUGUUUUCCUGCAUGAUAACAUUGAAGUGGAGUACACUGUUACAGAAAAUAGUACUCUAAUAUCCUCAUCUAAGGGAAGAUUGAGACUUUUUGGAUUCUGGAUGCUUUGUGCAGAUAUGACUGCAGAGUUUAUAGUACCUGACCCUUCCAUCCCCGCUAAAAUGGUGAUGACUUACCAGGGCAUAGCCAGCUACUUAUUUAGUGGAGGUGAUAACUACUGGGUCAUUGACACAGACUACAACAAUUAUGCCAUCACCUAUACUUGCCGUACCUUACACAAAGAUGGAACCUGCAAGGAUGGCUAUUCCUUUGUCUUCUCUCGUUACUUACACAACUUUUCUCCAACCAUCCAGCGUACUAUUCGAAAGAAACAGGAACAGAUUUGUUUGGCAGGACAGUUUAAACCAGUGUUACAGUCUGCUCUUUCAGAGAAAGACAAGCUGCAAGGGUUGUCACAGUUAUUGGAUUAUGCGAGUAAGGAAUCUGUGGUAGUGAAUGUCUGGACUUUGCUGAUUGAAAGAAUGGAAGAACGAACCUGA
This is a messenger RNA of Protopterus annectens (West African lungfish), 678 nucleotides long. RefSeq names its product purpurin-like. Gene Ontology annotation, molecular function: retinol transmembrane transporter activity; retinoid binding. The record is from RefSeq and is a predicted model, not a curated record. The coding region runs from base 1 to 678 and encodes 225 amino acids. NCBI's taxonomy places the organism in Eukaryota, Metazoa, Chordata, Ceratodontiformes, Protopteridae. The transcript is spliced from 5 exons.